AUGGAUGUUAAUGUCAUAUCAAACAUUGUUCAAAAUGAGAAUUUCUAUACAAUCUCUCAAGUUGUCGUGGCGAGCAAUGCAAUGACAAAUGAUAAUGAAGCUGAUGCAAAUGAAGCCUUUGAAGAAGAUGGCAUAGGAGAAGAAGAUGAUGAACACGCUUUUGACAACAACUUUCAAGUUCCUUCAACUUUUACUAUUAUAGAAGAAACGAAUAUAACCACCGACAACAAUUGGAUUGUGACACAAUUAGCGAGAAAAAAUGAUUUUACACAAGAGUUAGGGAAAGAUUUUUUCAAGGAUAAGGAAGAACUUAUUAGGGCUAUCAAGCUUUAUAGUAUUAGGACACAUAAACAGUUUGAACAAGUUCGUGCAAUCAAACGAAAACGAAGUGGAUAUUUUGAAAUUGCAAAGUACACGAGUCCACAUACUUGUUUACACAACAAUAUUUCGCAAGACCAUCCAAAUCUAGAUGGAAGCUUGAUAGCCCAAGAAAUCAAACAUCUUAUUAAAGAGCAACCUUCAAUUACUAUUCCUGCUUUAAGAGCCGAAAUAGUUGAUAAAUUAGGUUAUAUUCCUUCAUACAAAAAGGUUUGGACCGGAAAACAGAAAUCAAUUGAACAAGUGUUUGGCAAUUGGGAAGAAUCUUAUUCUGCUUUACCCAAAUUUCUAUGCGUAGUUCAAAAGUUCAAUCCGGGGACUAUAGUUGAGUGGUUAGUUUCGAGCUCAACCAAUGAAGAACCCAUGGAAUUUAGACGUGUUUUUUGGGCUUUUGCCCCUUCUAUUAAGGGGUUUGUACAUUGUCGGCUGGUGAUUAGCAUUGAUGGCGCACAUUUGUAUGGUAAGUACAAGGGAACGAUGAUGAUUGCAAUGGGAGUUGAUGGUAAUAAUCAGAUUUUGCCACUAGCAUUUGUAAUUGUAGAAAAUGAAUCAUAUGAUAGUUGGAAUUGGUUUCUUUCUUAUAUCAAGAUUCAUGUGGUAAAAGAACGUGAAGGUAUUUGUUUAAUUUCUGAUCGUCAUCUUGGAAUCCUAAAGGCAGUCAAUCAACAUGGAUCGCCAUGGUUAGAGCCACGUGGUUUUCAUAGGUAUUGUUUACAUCAUUUUAUCAACAACUUUUAUGAGAAGUUUCGUAAUUCAGAAUUGAAAGGUCUAGCUUAUCGUGCCGGGAGUCAAAAUCAAGUUCGAAAAUUUAACUUGACCAUGGAAGAAAUUAGGAAGCUAAAUCCACAAGCUAGACAAUGGCUAGAAAGUCAUCCACUUGAUAUAUGGACACUUGCACAUGAUGGUGGGAGGAGAUAUGGGUUGCUCACAACAAAUUUAUCGGAAAUUUUUAAUAGUGUCCUUAAAGGUGCCCGUUUUUUACCAAUCACGGCUUGUGUCCAACUUACUUUUUAUAGAUUGGUGCAUUACUUUGAGGUGAGACGCCCUUUAGGAAAUAGUUCACGGGCUAAUGGAGAUGCAUAUACCCCUCAUGUUCUUCUCAAACAAGUAGCUUUAAUGUCAAAAGCAAGUGCACAUUCCUUGAGAUCUUUUAAUCGAGAGAAAUGUAUAUUUGAGUUGAUAACUCAAAGAAGAAGAAAUGUGCAAGUAGUUAAUUUGGAGCAAAAAACUUGCACAUGCGAAUGA
This is a messenger RNA of Lactuca sativa (garden lettuce), 1623 nucleotides long. RefSeq lists its product as uncharacterized. The record is from RefSeq and is a predicted model, not a curated record. NCBI's taxonomy places the organism in Eukaryota, Viridiplantae, Streptophyta, Magnoliopsida, Asterales, Asteraceae.